Molecule: messenger RNA, 2673 nt
Organism: Neopsephotus bourkii (Bourke's parrot)
Lineage: Eukaryota; Metazoa; Chordata; Aves; Psittaciformes; Psittacidae
Gene: SRSF7
Product: serine and arginine rich splicing factor 7
Exons: 9
Coding region: 89-841 (250 amino acids)
Biological process (GO): mRNA splicing, via spliceosome
Cellular component (GO): nuclear speck
Molecular function (GO): zinc ion binding; RNA binding
Source: RefSeq, a predicted model, not a curated record
GCCUCGGGGGAGGAGGCAGAGGAGGGCAGGGAGCAGGCGCGUGUGGUGGCGCGUGCGCGCGGAGGGGUGGCUGAGCGGAGCCGUUAGGAUGUCGCGUUACGGCCGCUAUGGAGGCGAGACCAAGGUGUACGUGGGGAACCUGGGCACGGGCGCGGGAAAGGGCGAGCUGGAGAGAGCCUUCAGCUACUACGGGCCACUGAGAACCGUGUGGAUCGCGAGGAACCCGCCGGGGUUUGCCUUUGUGGAGUUUGAAGAUCCGAGGGAUGCUGAGGAUGCUGUCCGUGGACUUGAUGGAAAGGUGAUUUGUGGCUCCAGAGUUAGAGUGGAAGUGUCAACUGGGAUGCCUCGUCGCUCCCGUUAUGACAGGCCUCCAGCCCGGCGCCCCUUUGACCCAAACGACAGAUGCUAUGAGUGUGGUGAGAAAGGCCACUAUGCUUAUGAUUGUCACCGCUAUAGUCGCCGAAGGAGGAGCAGGUCCCGGUCGAGGUCCCGUUCGCGGUCCCGAGGACGAAGGUAUUCUCGCUCACGCAGUCGCAGUCGUGGUAGGAGGUCCAGGUCAGCUUCCUAUCGUAGAUCCCGCUCCGUUUCUCCUCGUAGGUCUAGGUCUGUGUCUCCCCGCCGGUCCCGAUCGGCAUCCUUGAAGAGAUCAAGGUCUAGAUCAAGAUCUAGAUCUAGAUCCAGAUCUGUUACAUGGCCCCGAAGCAGGUCUAGGUCCCAUGGGAGAUCAAAAUCUGGCUCGCCAGCUAAGAGUCGGUCAAAGUCCCGAUCACCAUCUCCAAAGAGAAGUCGUUCACCAUCAGGAAGCCCUCAAAGAAGUGCAAGUCCUGAAAGAAUGGAUUAAAGUUAAUCUUUUAGGAAGAAAGUUAUUUUGCUUACAUUAUUAUAAGGGAUUUUGUGGUGUCUUUGUAAAUGUAAGAAUGUAGAUAGGAGAGUAUAUCAACUAAAAUUUGGCAUGAUCUGGAUCUUCUGAGUUAGUCACACUAAUAGACUAGCACAGGUCUCUUUUUAUUGUAUGAAUUAACUUCCUGUGAAACGAAAAUGCGGGACUUUUUUAUUGGCACAUUGAAAUAAAAUGUGUAUUUUUAACUAAAACUCCUCUGUAGUAACCCUGCUGCUUCUGUUAACAUUUGGGUAAUUUUAGCUGUGUGCCAUGUAAUGUGGAUGACAAAUGUCUAAAAUGGAUGGGAAUGACUAAUACCGGUGUCUUCUCCAAGUAGUCACUUUUCACAGUUAUUGUUGAAUGCUACUUGGUGAAAGGAUCAGUUUCUGCUUCCUUUGAAAUGGAAUUUAAAAUCCAUCUCUGUCUGCAGAUGGCCAAAAUUCAGCAUAUGCACUUUUUAUGAUACUUAGUGGUCAUUCAUUUCCGCUCCCUGAUCUGGCUAUUCUGCAAGGCUUACUCUGAUGCUUGACGAGUUGUGAUACCAGAUGCCCAAAGACUUAGGAUGAACUUUUAUUCAAUACAGUGACAUCUGCAUAAAAAAAAUAACAUCUGCAGAAAUCUCUAAACAUAAAUCAUUAAUAACUUGAUGAUUGCUACUGCAGCUUGUUGCAUUUUUUGGUUCUUUAGGCUGUUAAUACAAAGAAAACUUGUGUCUUGAAACAUUUUAACAUUUUCCUUUUUGGAGGCAAGAUUGAAGGUCUUCUGGCCUACUUUCUGAAGGACCUUAGGAGAAUGUGUUGAGAGGCAAAAGAAAGUUGUUACUAGUCUUUAUGCAUCUCACUUAAACCUUCUUCCUUAAAGUGAAAGAUUCUCUCAGCUGACCUCAGGAAUUCUAACCUGCUUCACAGAAAUCCAUAUGGUUUUAAAGCAGCCCAGAUCCUGGAGAUGGUUUUGUUGAAUUAAGCUAUUUUCUUACAGCAACUGCACACCUGCAGGAAUAAUUAUUUGUGUAUAGGUAUGUCAAACUCUAUGUUUGUCCUCAUUCUGUAGAAAAGAAUUGCAUGAUAAGGCACUUUGACACAGCACUUGAUCCCAGCAAGAGACUGGAAAUGAUGUUAGACUGAACAAACAAGCUGAUAGCUGGAGGGGAGAAAAGCAAACAUAUCUAGUAGAAAUAAAGUCCAGUUUCAGCAGCAAACAGCCACUGAAAUAGAAAGUGAGGCUUAUUUCAACUUCUUACGAUGUCUCUCAUGGCAGUUUGCUUCCAAUGUGUAAAGCACAGCAGAAGAAAACCCAACAAGAUUAACUUCGGUCACACCGUGGGUAACCCAUGUUUUUCAAAACCCAGUUUUCCUUAAUAGUGACUUUAUGGAGUUUCUUCAGUGCAUGAGUUAAUAGUCCAGUUCUGAGCAUACUGUCAUGCUGCAGCACUGUCUGGCCUUUAUGCCUGGUGCUGUUGGGAGCUUGGUGUCUGCCUGGACAGUCCUGUGGUGCUCAACGAUGGGGAUAAGUGUUUCAUCUGCUGGGAGCAAUGAUUGAUAUUCUGGUAAUAUCCAUUUUCCACGGUCACCACAAUGGGGGGGGGGGGGCCAGUGACACUGCAGUGAUGUAGCAGAAAUUCCCAGUCUGUGUCUUGUGUUUGGAAUAUUUCCUAGUUGUGCAUUGCCUACCCAGUUCAUAGUGUACCUGGUGAGAGGCAUAUGUAUGCCAGUGCUCUGGAAUUUGAUGAGCUUUUUUCUUUUCUGUACUCUUAAGGCAUGCCUACUCCACAAUAAACCUGCAGACUGAUGUGA